Molecule: messenger RNA, 706 nt
Organism: Acaulospora colombiana
Lineage: Eukaryota; Fungi; Glomeromycota; Glomeromycetes; Diversisporales; Acaulosporaceae
Source: the annotation of a GenBank genome assembly
AUGUCCGAUAACAUCGCGGUGCCAUCUUCGGUCGUCGGAGAAGCUCUCGAGCAAGGAUAUCUUUCACCGGCAAUGUCUCACCGUUAUCCAUAUCUUUCUCCAGCACAAGUUCGACUGCCUGACUCAUAUCGCUCUGGGAAUCGUUCUCUAUAUGGAUCUUAUAUCCCUUCGAGUGUUGCCCCUAGUCUCGCGCCGAUUAGCGGAAGCGACCUAUUAGAGAACAUACUCCCCUCAUUAGAACGUCGUCAAAUGACAAAUUAUACCGCCAAAGUACUUGUAAAAUGUCUGGAGUACGACGAGAAUCUCCAUACUUAUGCCGAUAUGGGCGCCAUCGCUUUUGGAGAAGGCGUUCGACUUAUAAUAUCUAUAUUAUUUUCACUCGAAUUGCUCGCCUCGGCUGUCGCCGUGGUUAUUCUUGUCGGCGACUCCUUACAUACGAUAUUUCCAGAUGUGUCCUUAACCGUUCUCAAACUGAUUGCCUGGGGGGUUAUGGCUCCUUUAACAUUGAUGGCCAUUCGUUACUUAUCUUAUUUCUCUUUGCUGGGUAUCGUUUCCGCAAUCUCAUUGAUCUUUGUCUUAAUAAUUGAUGGAUUUACGAAGACCGAAAGACCAGGAAGCUUGAUAGAUCCCAUGCCGACGGAACUAUUUCCAACCGUAUGGAGUUCAGUCCCUAUGAGCUUUGGAUUGAUAAUGGCCGGAUUCACGG